Staurois parvus is the source of this 349-nucleotide messenger RNA. Lineage: Eukaryota; Metazoa; Chordata; Amphibia; Anura; Ranidae. The record is from the annotation of a GenBank genome assembly.
AUGCAGACGGCUUCUACAAACAUUUGUGAAAGAAUGGGUCGCUCUCAGGAGCUCAGUGAUUUCAAGUGUGGUACUGUGAUAGGUUGCCACCUGUGCAAUAAGUCCAUCUGUGAACUUUCAUUACUACUAAAUAUUCCACGGUCAACUGUUAGUGGUAUUGUAACAAAGUGGAAGCAACUGGGAACAACAGCAACUCAGCCACCAAGUGAGCGGGGUCAGCACAUACUGAAGCGCACAGUGCGUAGGACUGUCUGCAGAGUCAAUAGUUAAAGACCUCCAAACUUCAUGUGGCCUUCAGAUUAGCACAACAACAUUGCAUAGAGAGCUUCAUGGAAUGGGUUUCCAUGGC